AGCCUGAUGGCGCCAGCAAGGGUCGGCGGUGGGCGGGUGUCGGCCUCCCUCCCGCCCCCACACCACCUUCGCGUUGCCGUGACAACAGAUUUCUAGGUACCUUCUUCCUCAGUCCGAGCUCUUAGUCCCUCCGCGGGCGCCGAUAGAUGCCUCCGGCUCCAACAUCUUUUUGGGUCUCUUCAGCCUCACUCCAGACCCCCGAUUCCCUUUCUCAUGCUACCCGGGCGGUGCCGCGCCGAACUACAUUUCCCAGAAGUCUUGGCGGCAGAACGAAACUUCCGGUCCCUCACCGGGCUGUGCCGACUACAUUUCCCAGACAACUUUGCAGCGGCGGGACCGUGAAAAUUACACUUCCCGGAGUCCUUUCGCGGUGGGACCACAGUCUGUCUUAGGCGUCUCGAAGCUUUAAGGAGACGCUGACUCCCGGAGGCCUUUGCCGCUGACAGGAGAGACUACACUUCCCAGAGGUCUCUGCGGCGCUGGAGCGGAAGCGACGGACGACUCGAGUGUCCUUGCGCGCGUCGCCGAGCGAAGACGAUGUCCCGAGUGUGGUCGCUGAUGAGGUUCCUCAUCAAAGGCAGCGUGGCUGGGGGCGCAGUCUACCUGGUGUAUGACCAGCAGCUGCUGGGUACCGGUGAUAAAAGCCAGGCCGCCCUCCAGAAGGCUGAGGAGGUGGUCCCCCCAGCUGUGUACCAGUUCAGCCAGUAUGUGUGUGAGCAGACGGGGCUGAAGAUACCCCAGCUCCCAGCCCUUCCAGAGCUUCCAGAGCUUAACUUUCACUUCCGAGAUAACUGGAAUUCAGGCAUCAUUACAGUGAUGUCUGCCCUGUCGGUGGCCCCUGCCAAGGUCUGCGCAUACACCAAGGAGGGCUGGCAGUACCUGAAGGAGCGAGUCAAGUAACCUGAAUGUUAGAGGUGGCUGCCUGCCUCCGUUGGGGAAUGGCAGGUAUGCAAUGAACCAGAAGACUCCAGACUGGGACCCUACUCCAAGGGCAGCUCCCGGCCCUGCUGGCCCAAUAAAGGACUUUGGAAACGUCUUCUCCCAUGUGCUGGUCCUGGGGGGCAUA
Molecule: messenger RNA, 1066 nt
Organism: Talpa occidentalis (Iberian mole)
Lineage: Eukaryota; Metazoa; Chordata; Mammalia; Eulipotyphla; Talpidae
Gene: MICOS13
Product: mitochondrial contact site and cristae organizing system subunit 13
Exons: 4
Coding region: 538-900 (120 amino acids)
Biological process (GO): cristae formation
Cellular component (GO): mitochondrial crista junction; MICOS complex
Source: RefSeq, a predicted model, not a curated record